UGUCUGGGAGCCACAGAAGGCAGAAGGGCAGAGGCGGUGAGAGCCAGCGUGGGGGAGAGACGCAGAGGGAAAGCAAGAAUCGGACCAGAAAGGGGACAAGGACCCCAGCAUUCACCCGCACAGCCGUCAGGUCGCUGGAGCCACCCCAGGGGCCGCUGUGCCGUCUGUCCCCAUGGGCUGCCGGGGACCGUGGCUGCACACUUGUCUCCUCUGGGCCGCUGUGGCCAGCCUGCUCCUCCCUCCUGCCGUCACCCAGCAGCUGAGAGGGGCUGGGCUGGGCCCCAGCACCUGGAUCAACAAUGCAGGCGCCCCAGGGCCCUCAGGGGAGGCGGCGGCGGCCGGGCUUGGCCACCAUGGCCACAGCCACCGAAGCCCUGGGGAGGAGAAUGAGGACGUGUCCAUGGAGAACGGACAUCACUUCUGGAGCCACAGAGACCACGGAGAGACGGACGACGAAGUCUCCAGGGAAUACGGCCACCAACCCCAAGGACACAGGUAUCACAGCCCUGAGGCUGGAGACGAGAGUGUCUCUGAGGAGGGUGUCCACAGGGAGCAGGCUCGACAGGCCCCCGGGCAUGGAGGCCACGGCGAGGCAGGCGCGGAAGACCUAGCCGAGCAUGGCAGCCACGGCCACGGCCACGAAGAGGAGGACGAGGAUGUCAUCUCCAGCGAGCGUCCCCGCCAUGUCCUCAGGCGUGCACCCCGAGGCCACGGGGGGGAGGAAGAGGGUGAAGAAGAGGAGGAGGAGGAGGAGGUCUCCCCAGAGCACAGGCACCGGGGCCACGGGAAGGAAGAUGAGGAAGACGAGGAUGAUGACUCUACUGAGAGCGACCGUCACCAGGCCCACAGGCACCGGGGCCACAGAGAGGAAGAAGAUGAAGAUGAUGAUGAUGACGAAGGCGACUCUACUGAGAGCGACCAUCACCAGGCCCACAGGCACCGGGGCCACGAAGAGGAAGAGGAUGAGGAAGAUGAUGAUGACGAAGGUGACUCUACUGAAAGCGACCGUCACCAGGCCCACAGGCACCGGGGCCACAGAGAGGAAGAGGAUGAAGAUGAUGAUGACGAAGGUGACUCUACUGAGAGUGACCGUCACCAGGCCCACAGGCACCGGGGCCACAGAGAGGAAGAGGAUGACGAUGAUGAUGAUGACGAAGGCGACUCUACUGAGAGUGACCGUCACCAGGCCCACAGGCACCGGGGCCACAGAGAGGAAGAGGAUGAAGAUGAUGAUGACGAAGGCGACUCUACUGAGAGUGACCGUCACCAGGCCCACAGGCACCGGGGCCACAGAGAGGAAGAGGAUGAAGAUGAUGAUGACGAAGGCGACUCUACUGAGAGUGACCGUCACCAGGCCCACAGGCACCGGGGCCACAGAGAGGAAGAGGAUGAAGAUGAUGAUGACGAAGGCGACUCUACUGAGAGCGACCAUCACCAGGCCCACAGGCACCGGGGCCACAGAGAGGAAGAGGAUGAGGAAGAUGAUGACGAAGGUGACUCUACUGAGAGCGACCGUCACCAGGCCCACAGGCACCGGGGCCACGGAGAGGAAGAAGAUGAAGAUGAUGAUGACGAAGGUGAACACCAUCACGUCCCUCACCGUGGGCACCGAGGCCAUGAGGAAGAUGAUGGUGGUGAUGAUGAUGAUGGUGAUGACAGCACUGAGAAUGGGCACCAGGCCCACAGGCACCAAGGCCACGGGAAAGAAGAGGCUGAGGUGACCUCGGAUGAGCACCAUCAUCACGUCCCCGACCACGGGCACCAAGGCCACGGAGACAAGGAAGGUGAAGAAGAGGGUGUGUCCACCGACCACUGGCACCAGGUUCCCAGACACGCCCACCACGGCCCCGGAGGGGAGGAGGAAGGGGGGGAGGAGGAGCUCACGGUCAAGGCUGGCCACCACGUUGCAAGCCACCCACCCCCUGGCCACAGGAGCAGAGAGGGCCACGCAGAGGAGCAUCAGACGGAAGUCCCCGGCCACCACCAGCACAGGAUGGGAGACACGGACACCUCUGCUGAGCGUGGCCAUCCAGCCUCCAGCCCCAGGCAGCAAGGCCACCCCCCGGAAGACACUGUACAUCAUCACAGAGGGUCCCUGAAAGAGGAGGUUGGCCCUGAGUCCCCGGGACCCGCGGGGGUCAAGGACGGAAGCCGUGUGAAGAGGGGCGGCUCUGAGGAGGAGGAGGAGCAGAAAGGCACCCACCACCACAGCCUGGAAGACGAGGAAGAUGAGGAGGAAGGCCAUGGCCGCAGCCUGAGCCAGGAAGACCAGGAGGAAGAGGACAGGAGAGGAGAGAGCGCUAAGGUUCAGGCCCCACUACGCCACCACAGGGAGGAGGAGGAGGAGGAGGAGGAGGAGGAGGAGGAGGAAGGCCGGCUCCCCUUCACCAUCAUCCCCAACCCACUGUCCGGGAGGGAGGCAGCUGGAGGGGCCUCCAGUGAGGAGAGUGCUGAAGACACAGGGCCAGAGGACACCCAGGAGUACGGCAACUACCAGCAAGGGUCCCUGUGUGGCUACUGCACCUUCUGCAACCGCUGCACUGAAUGCGAGCACUGUCACUGUGACGAGGACAGCAUGGGCGAGCACUGCGACCAGUGCCAGCACUGUCAGUUCUGCUACCUCUGCCCGCUUGUCUGUGAAACUGUCUGCACGCCAGGAAGCUACGUCGACUACUUCUCCUCGUCCCUAUACAAGGCCCUGGCGGACAUGCUGGAGACGCCGGAGCCGUGAGCUGGCCGCGCCGCAGGGAGGCCUCCCGGGACGGCGAGCCGGAUUUGUCCCCCUGAAUAAACGCGCGCCCCGAAACCUC
Molecule: messenger RNA, 2810 nt
Organism: Oryctolagus cuniculus (rabbit)
Lineage: Eukaryota; Metazoa; Chordata; Mammalia; Lagomorpha; Leporidae
Gene: HRC
Product: histidine rich calcium binding protein
Molecular function (GO): calcium ion binding
Source: RefSeq, marked provisional